Molecule: messenger RNA, 3135 nt
Organism: Chaetomium globosum CBS 148.51
Lineage: Eukaryota; Fungi; Ascomycota; Sordariomycetes; Sordariales; Chaetomiaceae
Exons: 2
Coding region: 1-3135 (1044 amino acids)
Biological process (GO): protein phosphorylation
Molecular function (GO): protein kinase activity; ATP binding
Source: RefSeq, a predicted model, not a curated record
AUGACCCGACCCCUAUCUCGGUCGCGCAUGUCACCAAAGAGCCCGCUGAAGCGGGUUUUUGGUCCGUCGCCCGAUUCGGGCAACCCUAUUCCACCCUCCACUGCCUUGGCCGAAUCGCGGGGCCAAGAGAACACCACCUUUACGAAUUGCCCGGUCGCGUUGAGCCCAGCCACGCGUGGGAAUCUCGACCGGUCCUCGCGCCACUCGUUGCAUCUCGACGUCUCGGGUUCGACGAAGAACGGCGUCUCAAAAUUCAUGGAGGUCAACAACGAGCCAUUUCCCUCCAUUUCCGUCAGCCCGCUCAAGCGGAGCGACGCGGACAUGAGCCUCGGACAGACGAGCUUUGGGAGCCCAGUCGCAAAGCGACGGAGUCUCCAUGGAAUCUCGACUUCGGGAACUGAACCCUCGGUUUUCGACCAGACCCCUGCGCCGCCGCCGCAGAAUUUCGACAUCCAUGAAGACGGCGAUCAUGAAUACGAACUCACCGGCACUUACCAGUCGCCGUUCCGCGACUUGGUGGCGUCGCCUGCCAUGCCAAAGCGCACGUCUUCUCUUCGUAGGAGCACCCUUCAACAGCGCCAAGGCAACACACAACCUUCCUGGGGUCGACGUGCGGGCGAGAAGCAGUUGGCACAACUCGCGACUGAUCCUGGUACGCCGGCCGCUCGCAGCAGGCCUAGGCUCUCGCUGGAUCAUUACGUCCCGCCCGAGGAGCGAUCAAAUCCUUUUUCCCAAGCGACCAUGUCGCCGCACCCGGCCCAACGAGCAGCGAACCACCCUCACCCGCUGUCCCGGCUCGUGCCACAAUCUUCAUCUGGCUCGAGCCACGCCGAUGAAGAGUUUCCGACCCAGCGGCCGCUAUUGCCGCAAGUUUUAUCGAAGUCGCUACCCCCAGGAUCCCUCCCGCCGGUGAAUGAUUCGGAAGAGGCCUCAACCCCGCAUUACAAGGGGGCUAGGCCGUUGCAGUCGGCCUUUAUGUCAACUGGCCUCGUUUCCAAGAUGAAUCGCAAUCCGGACGGUGGUCCACUUGAGCAUCCCAGAGCAAAGGCCACUGCGAUGCCGGACACGCCUUGUAAGAAGCAGCCCUAUUAUUCGGCCACAUUCCCACCGCAAGGUGGCAGUGGCGGACGUCGAUCUCGGAUCUCUUUCGGGAGUCCUUCGACGCCUUUCAGUGCGGUCGCCGCACCCAUUCGCGGGAACUUGUUUGGAACUCCGGAUAAGUCAAACAGCCUCCUUUUCCAGCAAGUUCGUUCCGGCCAUACGAGGAAGGGGAGCAUGCUUAGUGUGGACGACGAUGAACUCCCUGAGGCACACGAUGAGCUCCCGCCUACACCGACGAAGAACUUGUUCUUCAAGUCACACACGGCACCGAAUGAGGGCGGUCAGUCGCCGGGGGACAGACGUUCGUUCGCCGCCCGCGCUCCCCAGUUUUGCCUUGGUAGAGACCCGAGAGAUACGAACGCGAACUCGAGGCCGGACCCCAUCACUUUGGGCAUGGAUGACCUACCGAACAACGACUCUCCUUCUCUGGAACGCCCACCCCGGCCUUCUACUCCUUUCUCCGGCGGUGGCUCACCUUGCCUCGGCUUUUCGUUCGCUUCCGUGACCGGAAGCCGCUCGCAUCCCGUCUCGUUUGCCACGCCCGCACCGGCGAGAACUUCGCCGGCUCUUUUGGCGACGUUCAACAGCGCGACCGGGCAGUAUGCCAAGGUUGAUGGUCCCACGACAGCGAGCGGUUCGAACAUGGAAACUAUGUCGCCCCAUACUCCCCGCGACGCUCCAGGGCACUCGAUGACACCGCCCGACCCGACCAGUCUGUCGAUUUCGCACUUGCAGGACGGCAACGCCGGGAUUUCCCGGACCCCGGCCACCCCCAGCAACUCGCAGACACGGCAACUGUUCUCAAGCUUUGCCAGUCGCCGAUUGAGCAUCACUCCUCGGAAUAGUCUUGGUCCCGGCGACGUUGACGAGUCCUUGCUCUCCCGUUUUGACAAGUCGGAAGUUGUUGGCAAGGGCGAGUUCUCGCAGGUAUAUCGCGUUGUCAAGUCGUCCGCUCCCGGCUCCUUCAUGAUGCCGUUGUCGACCACGCCUCGAACACCCUCAAGCCCAAGCUCCGAUAGGGUCUACGCGGUAAAGAAGCUCCUGCCGUUUCAAGGUGUGCACGACCGCAACACGAAACUUCGCGAGGUGGCUGUUUUGCAGUCAUUGUGCCACUGCAGUAAAGUUGUGCAGUUUAUUGACAGCUGGGAACACAACAAACACCUCUACAUCCAGACCGAGUUUUGCAGCGAGGGCAGCCUGGAUGGCUUCCUCAAGUCUGUUGGACAGGCCGGCCGAUUGGAUGAUUUCAGAAUCUGGAAGAUUCUUUUGGAGACGGCUCAGGGUUUAUCUGCGAUUCAUUCCGCUGGCUUUAUCCACCUUGAUAUCAAGCCGGCCAACAUCUUUAUCAAUUUCGAUGGUUAUCUCAAGAUCGGCGACUUUGGCUUGGCGACGAGCUGGCCCGCCCCCAAGGGCAUUGAUGGAGAAGGCGAUCGCGAGUAUAUCGCCGCCGAGAUUCUUCGCGGAGAGUUUGACAAACCUGCCGACAUCUUCGCCCUCGGCCUCAUCAUCUUGGAGAUUGCCUGCAACGUCUUUCUUCCCGAUAACGGCCCGACCUGGCAGGCUCUUCGGGCAGGCGACUUGAGCGCUGUCCCUCCGCUCACAUGCGGCGAGGCCGGCGCCAUUACCCGCGAUGCGAAUGGCCUGCCUCUUGCCCAUGAUUCCGGCAUUUCUCAAGUGUCCGACGAACCUGAGGUUGGGCUUGGCAUCAGUCCUCGCCGCGGUUCCUUGCCCUAUGGGGCCAUGACACACAACGCGAGUAAUCUGUUCGGCGCCCAGAAACGGACGGAGCCUCAACGCCCACCCAGCUUUAUGCUGGACCCGAACGACCCGCAUUCCCUUGACAACCUCGUCAAAUGGAUGCUCAAACCUAAUGCGGCGGAUCGUCCCACUGCUGAGCAAGUCUUGGAGUCGGAACCUGUAUCCUGGAUCUCCAGCCACCGGACUGCUGGCGCGACCGUGUUCGAGGGCAACUGGGGUCCCCGCAUCGGUCCCUCUGUGGAAGAGCUUGUGGAUACCGAGAUGAUGGAUGUUUAA